This is a messenger RNA of Manis pentadactyla (Chinese pangolin), 1351 nucleotides long. It is a transcript of the gene C10H16orf89, whose product is annotated as chromosome 10 C16orf89 homolog. The coding region runs from base 56 to 1177 and encodes 373 amino acids. Gene Ontology annotation, cellular component: membrane; cytosol. The transcript is spliced from 8 exons. The record is from RefSeq and is a predicted model, not a curated record. NCBI's taxonomy places the organism in Eukaryota, Metazoa, Chordata, Mammalia, Pholidota, Manidae.
CGGGGCGAGCUGACAGGGCUCAAGCACCGGCCCAGCCACAAAAAGAAGACCAGCCAUGCCCAGCCCGGGGCUCUUGCUCGUGCUCCUGCUGGUGGCAGUGCCCCCACUGCAGCCCUCGUCGUUGCCACCACCGGACACCCCAGAGGGCAAGGCUGCCAUUGCAAACCUCGUCCUCUCGGCGCUGGAGAGAGCCACCUCCUUCCUAAAGAAGAGGCUGCCAGAAAUCAACCUGGACGGUGUGGUAGGGUUCCGAGUGCUGGAAGUGCAGCUAAAAGGCGUUCAGGAGCUGUGGGCCCAGGACCCCCAGCUGCAGCCGCUGAGCCUGCAUGUGGGGAAACUGCUGGAAAAGCUGGAGCCGCUCCUCCACAGAUCCAUUUUCUACCUCAGGCUGAGUGACCCCACGUACCUAAGAGAGUUCGAGCCGACCGUCCAGCCCGGGUUUUGGAAGCUCCCACGCACCUGGACCCUCACCAACACCUCCUUGGUCUACUCCACCUUCGAGACUCAGGACUCCUUCUCAGAGGAAAGCAGCGACUUGUGCCUGGUGCAGCUGCUGGGAACCGGGACGGAUAGCAGCCAGCCCUGCAGGCUCUCGGACUUCUGCAGGACACUCAUGACCAAGCCCAGCUGCUCAGGCUACUGCCUGUCCCACCAGCUGCUCUUCUUCCUCUCAGCCAGAAUGAAGGGAUGCACGGCUGGGCUGUUCCACCAGAGCCAGCUCUACAUGAAUCUCUUCUGCGCCAACAUGAUGGACCUGAACCGGAGAGCUGAGGCCAUCGGAUAUGCCUACCCCACCCGGGACAUCUUCAUGGAAAACAUCAUGUUCUGUGGAAUCGGUGGCUUCUCUGACUUCUACAAGCUCCGGUGGCUGGAGGCCAUUCUCAGUUGGCAGAAGCCACAGGAAGGGUGCUUCGGGAAGCCUGCUGCUGAAGAUGAAGAAUUAUCGAAAACCAUUCAACACCAACAGCAUUUUUUGAGAAGAGUGAAGAGACGAGAAAAACAAUUUAUUGAUGGCUGCUCCUCCCACAACACAGCCACGGCCGUGGGGGCCCUGGGGGGCUUCCUUUACGCGCUGGCAGCAAACCCCCCAGCACAGGGGGAGCUGCGACGGUCCGCACCGGCGCCCCCCGCCAGCGGCUACGGACUCAGCCACCCCACACCGGCCACUGAAGGAUGAAACAGACGCCCCGCUUCCUUCCUUAAGUCCCGGGCGCCUGGGCUACACCCCGAGAUAGAGGCAGCUGUAGAAACAGGUGACAGAGCAGCCCAGCUUCGUCCCCUGGGGAGCAGGACCAGGGAAGGGGGGCCGGAUGGACCCAGGAAUGGAGGCAGGCGAAUAAAUUUACGGUGC